Messenger RNA from Gasterosteus aculeatus aculeatus (three-spined stickleback), 1695 nucleotides. It is a transcript of the gene csrnp1b, whose product is annotated as cysteine-serine-rich nuclear protein 1b. Gene Ontology annotation, biological process: regulation of transcription by RNA polymerase II. The record is from RefSeq and is a predicted model, not a curated record. Gene Ontology annotation, molecular function: DNA-binding transcription factor activity, RNA polymerase II-specific; sequence-specific DNA binding. Lineage: Eukaryota; Metazoa; Chordata; Actinopteri; Perciformes; Gasterosteidae. Gene Ontology annotation, cellular component: nucleus.
AUGAGUGGGCUGCUCAAGAGGAAGUUUGAGGAGGUGGAUGAGGACCCGUGGUACUCCUCGCCCUCCUCCUUCUCCUCCGCCGGCUCAGGAUGGGACUCGGCGGGGGAGAGCUGCUACUCGGACACCCUGGAUUCCACUCCCAGCAACCCCAGCUCCCCGGCAACACAUUUCAACACGACAUCCAUCCUUAAGAAGGCCAAGCGAGCGCGGCGCGGGAACGUGACCUUUGACCAGGUGACGGUGUUCUUCUUCCCCCGGUGCCAGGGCUUCACCAGUGUUCCCAGCCGGGGGGGAUGCACCCUGGGCAUGAUGCAGCGGCACAGCGCGCUCCGCUCGUACACGCUGGCCGAGUUCGCCGUGGAGCAGCGGCUCCUGCGCAGGGAGAAGUUCCUCAACCGGCUCCGAUACGAAAAGCUGGAGGCUCUCAAGCUGAAGCUGACCAAGAACGGAACCCAAGAGAACGAGGAGGCGGAGCGCCUGACGGUGGACGACAUCCCCGAGCAGGACGUUGACAUCGGCGGGGCCAAUUUGGACGAGGGCUACUUCCUCCAGCCUUACCCGCCGAAGCGGCGCUACGCGCUGCUCAAAGCAGCCGGCGUCAAGAAGAUCGACAAGGAGGAGAAGAGGCAACUGCACGAGCUGAGAAUCUCCAGGGAGAACUGCGGCUGCGACUGCCAGGGCUUCUGCGAGCCCGAGACGUGUAGCUGCAGCCUCGCCGGCAUCAAAUGUCAGAUGGAUCAUUCCUCGUUCCCCUGUGGCUGCACCAAAGACGGCUGCGGAAACACCGGAGGCCGCAUUGAGUUUAACUCCACCAGGGUGCAGACGCAUUACAUCCACACCAUCAUGAAGCUGGAGCUGGAGAAGAGGCUGGAGGAGCAGUCGAGCACGGAGGAGGAGGAGGAGGAGAAGAAGAAGCAGCAGCAGCAGCAGCCAACCGCCUUGUCGGCGGUGCCGUCCUUCCCCUUUAGUUCCGAACUGGCGGCGCCCGGAGAGAACAGCUGCAGCAGCGAUAUGACGGACUUAUCGGACUCUUCUGGUCACAGCGACGACUCCGAGGGAGGCGAGGCCCGGCGUGAGCAUCUCACCCGGCUGGAUGUGGAUGAGAAAGGCCUGAGCCGCAUUUUGGGUUUCAGCGACGCGGGGAACGGCUCGAGAAGUAGCCGCAAAGAGCAGCAGCAGCAGCAGCCGUGCACGGAGGCUUUUAGUAGCUUCAGCAUGGUGGACUUUGCUGACGAGAAUGACAAUAUAGAAGCCACCCUAUUGGACGAUCACACGGACAAUCGAGCCACGACAAUCUCAGAACUCUUAGACGAGAACGCCAACCAGGGAAACGGCCUGUUCCACGGCAGCGGCGUGCCGCGCACGCCCUCGCCGACCGUCGACCGCUCGGCGAGCUACAACAUGGACCUGAGCCUCUCCUCGGAAUCCGACCUGGAGUUCUUUGACGGCUUCCCCUGCCUGGGGCCCAGCUCGCUCUACAACUCCCUCAAGGAGUACGAACACAUGGACAACUUUUUCCAGUUUCAGUUUCCCAGUUACCCCAGCCUCCCUCCGGCGGGCGACCCCGGGACCUGCCUCCUGGAGUCGCUGAUUGGCCUCUCCGAAUCCGUUCCAGAACCCCCUGCCACGUUUACGGACAAUCAGCUGUUGGAGGAAGCCAUGAAAUUGUCUGUGAUGGAGUCUGUGAAAGUUUGA